Messenger RNA from Saccoglossus kowalevskii, 816 nucleotides. Its product is annotated as 4-vinylphenol methyltransferase 1-like. NCBI's taxonomy places the organism in Eukaryota, Metazoa, Hemichordata, Enteropneusta, Harrimaniidae. The record is from RefSeq and is a predicted model, not a curated record.
AUGAAUAUUGAAGAAGCAUCAUCUUUUUCCAGAAUUCGUAAACGGGAUAUUUGUAUAUCUUCAGAUGACGUCAUGCAACGGAUUUGUUUUCAAAAGUCAGAUUCGUUACUCGACAUAUGCUGUGGGUCGGGAGAGCUAACGAAACAGAUAACUGCAAAUGCCAAGAUAAAAUCAGCUACAGCAUUUGACAUAAACCCCAAAAUGGUCGACAUCGCUAAGUCAAUAAAUAGCGCAGAUAAUAUCACAUACUUUGUGGCUGAUGCUGGAAAUGCUGAGACAUACAAACCCGAGUGGAUUGACUCGUUCGACAAAGCAUUGGCGUUUUAUGCUCUACAUUGGAUUCCUAACUGGUCUGAUACUAUGAGAUACAUGUAUAAAUGUUUGAAACCAGGAGGGGAGUGUUAUAUUAAUAUCGAAGUGGAUCACAAACCGCACUAUAUCAGUAUAAUAAACGACGCAGUUGAUGAACUGUCAAAGUAUCACCGUUACUUUAAGGUCUAUUCACAUAACCACUACCCAUUUCAAGGAAAUGAGAAAGAUUUUGUUGAUGCUAUUAGGAAGGCUGGUUUUGUUGAUGUCCACGUUGACGUAGAUCGAAGUUUUCCGUAUUACGCGUCUGACAAUGAUAUAGAGAAUAAGACAUUCCUUUUAGGGUUUUUACCUCAAAUGCAGUAUAUACCCUACAACCUGAAGGACGAAUUCUUGGAAGAUGUUUACCAGAAAAUCAAGACGAAACGUGACAAAACUGAAGACGGAAAUCCAAUGUGGAAACAAACGGUGUAUGUUGGAACCGCACGAAAGGCCUACAUCGAUUAG